Molecule: messenger RNA, 1603 nt
Organism: Asterias rubens (European starfish)
Lineage: Eukaryota; Metazoa; Echinodermata; Asteroidea; Forcipulatida; Asteriidae
Product: dual specificity protein phosphatase 1-like
Exons: 2
Coding region: 133-1209 (358 amino acids)
Biological process (GO): negative regulation of MAPK cascade; protein dephosphorylation
Cellular component (GO): cytoplasm
Molecular function (GO): MAP kinase tyrosine/serine/threonine phosphatase activity; protein tyrosine/threonine phosphatase activity
Source: RefSeq, a predicted model, not a curated record
UCUCUCUCAAAGUGAUCUCUUAUGGUUAAGCGGUGGGUAUUGCUCAUUCAAUACAUUGGGAAACAACAGCAGUAGCUUCACGUAGGGCCAGGUUUACCUGGGUAGCAGCCAAACAAACCCGUCGUCAUCAGAAUGAUGACAACGUUGCACAACGAUCGCUCCUCGAUAAGCGUACCUGAUCGCACGCGUUCCCACAGCAGCACAACUGUAACCUACAGGAGGAGCACCUCGUCCUCUAUGUCCCCACAGACCUCCUUUACAACGGUCAAGACAGCUGUUAUCGACGAAGCAACCUCUACUAAGACGCCAAGCGGCUACGCCUCCUCCUGCCCCGACCUCCUCUUCGUAAAGACAGAAUCCAACAGCUCCGAAACCCACAGAAAACUCCACCUGACAAUGUCUCUGAGCGACGGGCGAAGAAGCCCCCGCACAGACGGGUUUUCCCGGCAUCAGAUGGCCACGAGCACGAAGACCUCCCCGUGCCAAGGAAGGACGGAACUCUCCCGCAAGACAUCUUCUGUGUCGUCUUGCCGCUCCUCCUCCGAGAUGGAUAACUUAUCCUGCGAUGAGGAACUAGAUAUCUGUAAGGUCAUCCCGGAGAUAAAGAUCGAUGAGCUCCUCCAGACCUCCACACCUUACAGAGAUAAGAACAUCUCUGAGAUACUCAGCUUCUUAUUUGUAGGAGACGCUGAAGCCGCCUUCAGGGAGCCUCUACUCUGCCGACUCAGCAUCGAGUGUGUUGUUGACCUAAGCAACUUGUCUCCAGAUCAAAUCUCCAAGUCUAUCCGUCUUAAAGAUUGUCCCUGCGUCUGCCCAUCUCAGAUGAAACACACUCGCAUCCGACUUAAUCUCCUCGUCGACGAAACCAUCAACGAGGAGAUCAUCCACUACUUCGAUGAGAUCAACGCGUUCAUAGAGGGCGCUCGCAAGAUGGACAGAAAGUGUCUUGUGUAUUGUUUCAAGGGACGUUCCCUCUCGCCAACCAUCGUCACUCAGUAUCUAAUGCAGUACAACAACAUGACAUUGAAACAGGCGUAUAGUCUCGUGAAGAAGAGGCGUCCGGAAGUUACCAUAUCGGCGGGUUUCCGAAGCGCUCUCGUGCGGCUCGAAAGACAACUACACCCGAGCACGAACCCGGCGAUUAUGUUCGAGAGUGAAUUCCAGAAAGAGACAACGGGACAUUCUCACACCCAGCAGGCAUGGACCUAAGGUUGAUAAGCACAUGGUCUUCAUUUGAGGCGUUAAUUGUUUUUAACGUAAAUAUCGCAACACGAUCACUGUCCACACCACGAUUUACUGGAGAAUAGAUCUGGACCAAUGUGUAGACUUACCCCAGUCCUUCCGAGUCAGGCUUAAAAGCACAUUGCCUGACAAAAAAAAAGAAUACGUAACAGAGUUCGACUGACGAAGGUUCACGAUUGCUUCUCCAUAACAGAAGUCUUCGAAAAAUGUGUUCAAACAGUUUGACAAAAACUGUCAGCGGUGACAAAGAUCAUCGUAGCUGCUAUUGUAAUCUUAUCCAUGUAUAUUGACGCUAACUUUAAGGCACUGGACACCUUUGGUAAUUGUCCAAGACCAGUAUUCUCACUUGGUGCAUCCAAAC